ACCCAUUUCACAUAAUAACAUGUAACUGGAAUAGCACACAACAAAAUAAGAAAUGUCAAUUCAUAAAUACCGGACCAUCUUACUUUUUUAUGAAUUAAGCAACAACAAGGGACUUACGAGAUCAUUCAUUGAUAGUUCGCUUAUAAUUGUAUUAUUCUUAUCAAUCCUCUAAUUUGGCUUAUCUUGAUUAUGAAAAAAAUUUAUAUGUAUUUUUUUCAUAUAAUCAAAGAAACAUAUUUGAUCUACAUAUAAAAUUUGAUGAGAGUUACAUUAAUGGUAUAUACUAAUAUAGUGGAGAUAAUUUGUCUUUGUUUCGGAUGAACGGGAUAUUCUCAAUACGAUUUGAUUACCUUGUCAUGGAAAGACAACUAAUAAUAUGACAAAUUAUGAGCUUUACCAUUACUUUUGCCAACCAUUUACUAUAUUGGUUAAAUGUUAGAAUGAAUCACUAAACUAAGAGAUUUGAAACAAAAAGUGGCCAUCCAACUUAAAGUCUUAACAGAAUGCUCACAAAACUAAAUAGUUGCAACAAAUAGUCAUCCAAAAUCACAUCACAAAAUGUUACUAGUUUGUCCCAUUAGUCAACAUAUCAAAUAGACUCCAUGCUUCACCAAAGUCACACCCCUCCAUUACCUUUUGCAUGUAAUUGUAUCUACGAUCCAACUGUUAGUUUGUGAUAUAAGAUUAUUUGUUGAAUCUUUUUAUAAAACUCGAGUUACUGGAAUCAACUGGUUCUUGACAUGUUAUUAUUGUAUCAAAGUUUUCUGUAACUGAUAUGUCUUCUGUUCGAAUUUAAUAACCCUCAUUGGUAAGCACAUAGUGUCUAAUGCACGUGCAAACUUCAAGUCUAUGAGAGUGGCUUCGGUGGGAGGAGGGCGUGUUAGUGUGUGAUGUAAGAUUCACUAUUAAACAUCUUCCAAUAACUCGAAUUAUUGGGAUCAAUUGGUUAUUGACGCUAACUACAAAUAUUCAACCUGGAUUAAUUUGGGAUUUGUAAAUCUGAUUGCAAGUUACAAACUCAUCUACCAAAUUAAUUAUCGAUAUAUUCAAUCAUACGAAAUAAAGUAUAGUGACUAUAUUGUUAUAAAUUUCUUAGUAUAGUCAUCAUUUGGUUAAUAUUUGCAAUCUAGUGAUAUUUUCUUGAAUGAAACUCAUAGCCGAUGCAAUCCAUUGCACAUAAAUUGGAGCUCUCCAUCUCCAACUCUUCUUCCUACCAAACUCCCAUCAAUGGCUUCAAUUGGUACAUUCACAUUCCCUCUGCCAAUUCCAAUUCCUACACUCCGUAACAGAACGAUCAAAAGAAGCUCCAUAGCAAUCUCAUGCAAAAAGCAACGCCACGACCACCAUCUCCCGCCGGGACCGGCAAAGCUCCCCCUGAUCGGAAACCUGCACAACCUGUUCAUUGGCCGGUCACCUCUGCCACACCACGCCCUCCGGGAACUCGCCGACGAGUACGGCCCUCUGUUCCACCUCCAGCUCGGGGAAGUUCCCUCCGUCGUCGUUUCCUCGCCGGAGAUCGCCAGGGAGGUUAUGAAGAUCCACGACCACGUUUUCGCCGACAGGCCAAGGAUUCUGGCGGUGGAUAUCGGCACUUGGGGCAGCCAGGACAUCGCCUUCUGCCCGCUCGGCGAUUACUGGCGGCAGAUGAAGCGGAUUUCGUUAACCGAGCUUCUGGGCGCGAGAAAGGUACAAGUUUUCUCAUCAAUCCGCGAAACAGAGGUUUCGAAUCUAGUAGACUCAAUCCGCACCUCAUCUCAAAACGGGAAAACCCCAAUUAACAUCAGUGAAAAGAUUUACAGUCUGUUCAACGUCGUAAUCUGCAAGACCGCGUUUGGCACGCAUUGGGAAGAAGACGACAUAAUACAGUCGAUGAGGGAGGCUGCGCAGGUGGCCGGAGGAUUCCACGUGCUCGAUUUCUACCCUUCGCUGGAGUUCUUACACGGGCUGAGCGGGCUGAAAUCGAAGAUCCUGAGAAUGAGAGACCAUAAAGAUGUGAUCUUGGACAGAGUUAUAGCAGAGCAUAAACAGAGGUUUGUGCAGAGACGGCGAGGCUGCGACGGCGGCGGUGGGAUUGAUGAUGUGGAAUCCGAGGACGGUGAGGAUUUCGUGGAUGUGUUGAUUAGGCUUGAGGAGGGUGGAGGGUUGCAGUGUCCCAUUACGAAUACAAGCAUCAAAGCCGUCCUUGUGGACUUGUUCGUCGCCGGAACCGACACUUCAUCGGUAGCGGUGGAAUGGGCGAUGUCAGAAAUGAUGAAAAACCCACGAGUUCUAAGCAAGGCACAAUCCCAAAUACGACAAGCUUUAAAGGGUAAAAGUACAAUAACGGAUAAAGACCUACAAGGUUUGACCUACUUAAAAUCAGUGAUCAAGGAAACUUUCCGACUUCACCCAUCAAUCCCUCUCCUAAUUCCAAGGGAAAGCAACCAAGAUUGUGUCGUUUCUGGGUACAGAAUCCCCGCCAAGACAAGAGUCAUAGUCAAUGCUUGGGCCAUAGGGAGGGACUGCGAAACCUGGGAGGAUCCGGAGAGCUUCGUUCCCGAGAGGUUUGAUGGAAGCGAGAUCGAUUUCAAAGGGAUGCACUUUGAGUUGAUCCCGUUCGGUGCUGGAAGGAGGAUAUGUCCAGGAAUAUCGUAUGCAAUCGCUAACAUCGAGCUGCUUUUGACGCAUUUAUUGUAUUGGUUCGAUUGGGAGCUUCCAAAUGGACUGAGGGCUGAGGAUUUGGAUAUGAGUGAGGUUUUUGGACUUGCUGUGGCUAGGAAGGAUCAGUUGUAUUUGGUUGCCAAGCCUUAUGAGGCAAAGGAUUUGGAUAGUGUGGGUGUUGAAAUGGAGGUGGUCAAGGUUGAGUGUUAAUCGAUUAAUUAGUCACCAAAGUCUACUGAGUAGAUUAGUUCCUUAAAGAUGGAAACUUAAGUUGGGUGAAAAUAACAAUACUUCAUGAUUUAGAGCAUAAUGUUGGGUAAUGUUGCAGCCUAAAAAAUUGAUUCAUUAUUUUUUUUAGCAUUAUGGUUGUAACUUGUAAGAAAAUGAUAUCAAAUUU
Molecule: messenger RNA, 3037 nt
Organism: Linum trigynum
Lineage: Eukaryota; Viridiplantae; Streptophyta; Magnoliopsida; Malpighiales; Linaceae
Source: the annotation of a GenBank genome assembly